Molecule: messenger RNA, 1404 nt
Organism: Durusdinium trenchii
Lineage: Eukaryota; Dinophyceae; Suessiales; Symbiodiniaceae
Source: the annotation of a GenBank genome assembly
AUGGCGCCAUGUAGCAGUUGCUUCGGCUCCGAGACUUCCUACUGCGGGAGGACAUCCAUCGAAGCCCCUCGUGUUAUCGAUGCCCAAUCCCCCGGAAGACGAGGGCGACAGUCAGACGGAGUGACCGUGUGUGGCAGACCCGGCUGUCCGCCCAGGAAGGAGAAAUACUUCCGCGCAGUGCGCCGACUGUUUACACAGCUGGACCAGAACUCCGACGGAGGCAUCACCCGAAAGGAGUUCGAACGAGCGUGGAAGGAUCCGGUGCUCCAAACGGUCUUCGACGCUUUGGAGAUCAGCAGCACCGAUGCCUGGGAUCUUUUCCGACAAUUGGACCGCGAUGGAAGCGGGGAGGUGGAUGUCGACGAGUUUUUGGAAGGCUGCAUGAUGAUCAAGGGCCCUGCCCGAUCCAUUGAUGUGGUUUGCAUUAAGAAGGACCUGAUCGCAUGCGAUUUCGGUCCUCGCAGGGUGGCGGCCAAUUCUAGUCCCCUCUACAAGAUCAUCGACGCUUCACCUGACCACGGCGCAGGGCGCGCCCUGCGCUGCGCCGAUGAGUUGGGCCCGCGAAUGGUGGAUCCCAAAUACCACGAACGGCAGGUGGUCCAAGUGGAAUUUCGACAAGUGGUCAACCGAAUUGUGCUUCACAUCCUUCGAGACGUCCAUGGGGCCAACAUCAGUAUGGAUGUUGAAUUUCAGCUGAGCACUCACUUCAUGAAAUCCCAGGCAGGACAUCCGGACUGGUUGCCGGUGCUCUUGGACGAGCAAGGAAACCAGGAGCCCUUCCUCUUGGACGAUCUGCCGGGGAAACAGGCAGCCCAGAAGGGGCGCAACAACAAGAAGCAGAUCCUAGCACCGGGCGCGCUCAGCCGCGGUGCUGGACAGGUGCCCGGCCUUUCCGAGCUGCUGGAAGGAUCCCGAGUUGGAAACGCAGGUGGAAAGAAGAAUGCCAACGGCAAGGCGUUGCAAGGCAUGGCAAAGAGCAAGAAUGCUAAAGGCAAGCAACCGAAGACACAGGACAUGGCCUCGCCCAUGAUUGCCAUGCCGCAGUUCCAAAUGCAACAGUGGCUGCAGGCGGCGGCCUCCAUGGGUGCCUGUGGCGCGUGUGGUGUACCCAUGCCGAUGAUGGCCGGAGGCUUCCCAAUGCAAGCCAUGCAGCCAACGAUGUAUGAUGGUAUGGAUGCCAAUGUCCUGAUGGCAGGCAUGAUGCCUUUCGCAGGCAAUGUCGACAUGAGCCAGUACAUGGCUGCAUUCGGUACACAGAGCUAUCCCUAUAGCAAUGGCGACGCCUUUGAGUAUUCGGACAUGAGGGGCGCGGAAAAUCAGGAGGAAGAGGAAGAGGAGGGAGAGGAAGAGGAAGAGAAUCCUGCCAUGGCCCCGUCCUAUAUUCCGAGUCCACAGAUGACGUGA